CCUCCCCCGAUCCCUCGCAUCCACCUCGCGGGCAAUUUGCCCUCCUAUUACCCUAUCCAGCAACAAGAGUUGUCCUAACACUACAUUGAAGGCAACUAAACUUCAUGAUCCCAGCCUUAUCACCGCCUACCAUCCGAUUGAGCCUCUCCCGACCGGCGAUUGCAGGACCUGCACCCGCGCAGGCCUCACUCCAACGACCCCCUAAAUAAGCCUGCCUUCCACUUCACAAUGUCCGCCCAUUAUUCCACCGAGCCGGCGGCCACCGCAUCCGCCACGUUGUCAACCACCUUCGGUCCUCUGCAGAUCGCCCUCUUCGCCAACCAGACUCCCCUCACGUGCCGCAAUUUCCUCCAACACUGCCAGGACAACUACUACGUGGGCACCAUCUUCCAUCGCAUCGUACCGGACUUCAUCGUCCAGGGCGGCGAUCCGACAGGUACCGGGUCGGGCGGGACGUCUAUCUAUGAGGACCCAGAGUUUGAGUACGAUCCGGACGCGCGCGAUCCGGACGAGAAGGUCGUGCUACGCGAUGAGCUACACAGUCGGCUACGGUUUAACCGGCGAGGACUGGUGGGAAUGGCGAAGAGCGAGGACGGCACAUACGGAAGCCAGUUUUUCAUUACUCUGGGGAACACGGAGCGCGAGCUGAAUGGGCAGUGUACGCUCUUCGGGCGCAUCGAAGGUGACUCCAUCUACAACUUGCUGAAGAUCGCGGAGGCGGAGCGCAUAGAGGGUACGGAAACACCGGUUUACCCGGUCAGGGUGACUGGCUGCGAGGUCGGGGAGCUGGGACCGCUGGCCGGCAAGAUCAAGGAGAGGCAGAUCACGGCGACCGCGCACAAGUCGGAGAAACCCGCACCGCCCAAAAGGAAGAAGAAGGCGGCCAAAGGUGGGAAGACGCUGUUGAGUUUUGGAGAUGAUGGCGACGUGGCCGCAGACAUUCCCGUACGACCGGCGAAACCCAAAUACAACGCCAGCCUCGUUACCGAUACGCAAGGCACGUCCAACGACGCUCCUGGCAAAAAUCGAGCCGAGAAUCAAACACAGGUUCCGACAAAACCGCGCAAACGGCCGCACUCUCCGUCUCCUGAGCGUCGGCCCCGUCCUAAGACGCCCGAGCCAGAGAAACAACUCCCCCUGCCUGACCCGGAGUCGCCAGAACGCUCGCCGUCCCAAUCGCGAUCACCCCCCGCAAAGAAGUCCUUCCUAUCUCGUACCAAUGCCGAAAUCGAGAAUGUUAUGGCCUCCAUGCGUCGGGACGUGCACGCAGGGCCUGCCGACUCCGGUCGCAAGAAAUCCGCCUUGGAAGCCAUGAUCCCGGACACAGCGAUCCGCGGACGCAGACGCCCACCACCAGGGAGCACAAAUGGUGGCGGCCGCAGCGGCGCGAACGGGCUCGGCAGCUCCUCUGACAAGGACACCCUGCAAUUAUUCAACGCGUUCAAGUCCAAGCUCGAGACCGCAGAGACGAGUCAGCCUGCUCGCACCAACUCCCCCCCUCCGACCAAAACCAAGAAGGGCACACAUACCGAGAACGAAGAGUCCGAAGACCCGGAAGCCCAGCUCUGCGAUCUACACUUCAUUGCCAACUGCCAGUCCUGCAAAUCAUGGAAGGAUGAGGACCAUGAAUCUGCCGCCGGGGAUGACGACGACCGGGGCUGGCUGACCCACCAGCUGCAAUUCGGCAAGGACACGAAGGGCAAAGACCUCAAGUGGAAGAAGGAGCAUCCCGGGGACGCCGAUUCGUUAAUGGUGAUUGACCCGCGGGAGAAGGAGAAGGAGCUUGUAGGCGGGCGAAAGCGAGGGCUUGCUCGGGAUCGGGAACGAGAGAGGAAGAUGGAGCGAGCUGGGACCUUGGAAUGGGAGAAGGGGAGGCAUUGAUUUUGUGGCAUUGAUGACGAACGACGAUGUUGAUAUAGAUAGAUCUAUGCAGCGGCCAAUUUACAGCUCCAUAUAAUGAUAUUGGAUGUUGCUUAAA
This is a messenger RNA of Aspergillus candidus, 1978 nucleotides long. It is a transcript of the gene cwc27, whose product is annotated as putative peptidyl-prolyl cis-trans isomerase. Gene Ontology annotation, molecular function: peptidyl-prolyl cis-trans isomerase activity. Bases 229 to 1881 code for a protein of 550 amino acids. The transcript has a single exon. The record is from RefSeq and is a predicted model, not a curated record. Gene Ontology annotation, biological process: protein folding; protein peptidyl-prolyl isomerization. Lineage: Eukaryota; Fungi; Ascomycota; Eurotiomycetes; Eurotiales; Aspergillaceae. Gene Ontology annotation, cellular component: catalytic step 2 spliceosome.